CCGUCCGCGCUGGGCCGAAGAGGCUCCAGUCAGUCAGUCACUCCGUCCGGGGGCGGAGCGGCCGAGGGAGGAGGCGGAGCCAAGCGGGACGGGCCCUCCCCUCUCCCCGCCACUGCCGCCGCCGCCGCCACCCCCAUCGCUGCUGCUGCCGCCGCCGCCGCUGUCGUCGACGCUGUUCGUGGAAGGGGCCGCUGCGCUCGGGCGAUCGGUGCCUUCGGGCGGGCAGGCGCGCUCUCUCGCUGCCUCCUCCUUCCCCGCGCGGCGGGGGUUUUUUUCCAGCUGAGGUAAAGAGACAUCUUUUGAGCUGGAAUCCCUCAAAUAACCUUUAAAGAUGAAGGCAGCGGAUGAGCCUGCCUACCUGACGGUGGGGACUGAUGUCAGUGCCAAGUACCGUGGUGCCUUCUGUGAGGCAAAAAUUAAGACUGUGAAGAGGCUGGUGAAAGUCAAGGUGGUUUUAAAACAAGAUAAUUCAAUGCAGUUGGUGCAAGAUGACCAGGUGAAAGGACCUUUAAGGGUUGGUGCAGCUGUUGAAACCAAGAUGCCUGAUGGAUCCUUUCAAGAAGCCAUUAUCAGCAAACUGACCGAUGCCAGCUGGUAUACUGUAGUUUUUGACGAUGGCGAUGAGAGGACGCUGAGACGGACGUCGUUGUGUUUGAAAGGAGAGAGGCACUUUGCGGAAAGCGAGACACUUGACCAGCUGCCACUAACGAACCCAGAGCACUUUGGAACACCAGUGAUUGGGAAGAAAUCCAACAGAGGAAGGAGAUCCUCUCUUCCAGUUAAUGAAGAUGAGAAAGAAGAGGAAAGUAGCGAAGAGGAGGAGGAUGAUAAGAGACGUCUUAACGAUGAAUUACUUGGCAAGAUUGUCAGCGUGUCAUCUAACUCCGAGAAGGCAGACUGGUAUCCCGCUUUGGUUUUAUCCCCCAGCUGCGGUGAUGAGAUGUCCGUGAAGAAGGACCAGUGUUUAGUUCGCUCUUUUGCAGAUUCCAAAUUCUAUUCAGUAGCAAGAAAGGACGCUGAGGAAUUAGACAUCCUAAACGUUACAAAAUCUGAGUUGUCUUCUAGAAAAGGUUUGCAGGACGCACACUCCUUCUUCAGUCUGAAAGUCAUACCCGCGAACUGGAAGAUGGAUAUGCGUGAGAUCUUGGAAUCAUCCAGCAGCGACGAAGAAGAGGGAGGGGAGGCAGGGAGUGACGAAGAGGAAGACAAAGGAGAGCAUAAAGAGGAAGAAGUAGUGCCUGAAGAAGAGCCCGAUCCUGAAGAGAGGGACAACUUCCUCCAGCAGCUUUACAAGUUUAUGGAAGACAGAGGUACUCCUAUCAAUAAACCACCUGUUCUGGGCUACAAGGAUCUUAAUCUCUUCAAACUUUUUAGACUUGUGUUUCAGCAGGGCGGAUGUGACAAUAUCGAGAGUGGCGCUGUAUGGAAGCAAAUUUAUAUGGACCUUGGCAUUCCUAUUUUGAAUUCCGCCGCUUCCUACAAUGUAAAAACUGCUUAUAGAAAGUAUCUUUAUGGUUUCGAGGAGUACUGCCGCUCUGCCAACAUUCAGUUCAGGACGAUCCACCACAAUGACCCCAAAGUAAUAGAAGUAGUACAAAAAACAGAAGAGCCAAUGGAGGAGAGUGUGAAAGAAGAGCCCGAGAUGUCCCCCGCAGAAGUUGAGAACGAGGCAGAAGAAAAUGAGUGCAGCAGUGAUAGUGAAAAAGAAGAAAUUGAGCAGAGGUCUCCUCGGGGACGGAGGAGGCUUGUUCGUGAUCUCGCCGCCACGAAAAAGGAAAGCGAAGAUGAUAAAAUGCAGGACAAACUAAAAGACAGCAACAAGGAGAAUAACGAAGUAGACGAAAUGUCUAAUAACGUAGAGAAGAGGGAAGGCGAGGCGGUGCUCGGAAGCAGAAGGGCCACACCAAAGCAAAAGGACAGGAGAGCGAAAAGGGAAGAGGAAUCUGACAGGGAGUCGGAUGAAGAAGAGGAAAGGAGGGAAGAACUUGAAAACCGAGGAGAAUCAGAAGGAGAGGAGGGUGAGGAGGAUGCCGAACCAUGUCUAACGGGAACCAAAGUGAAAGUAAAAUACGGCCGCGGGAAAACUCAGAAGAUUUAUGAAGCUAGCAUCAAAAGUACGGAAAACGACGAUGGAGAGAUUUUGUAUUUGGUGCAUUACUACGGCUGGAAUGUGAGAUACGAUGAAUGGGUGAAAGCUGAUAGGAUUAUUUGGCCUGUGGAGAAAGGAGGACCAAAGAAGAAGCAGAAGAAAAAAGCAAAAAAUAAAGAAGAUGGGGAAAAAGAUGAAAAGAAAGAAGAGGAGAAACAAAAAGCAAAACGUGGACGCCCUCCUCUGAAAUCCACUCUUCUGUCAAACCUAUCUUGUGGCCUGCCCAAAACUCCAAAUAGUGAAAGUAAACCAGGGGCCCGAAGUGUACGCAGCAGCUUGUCGGAUGGCUCCCCUUUGCCUAAUGGGACGGAAGGAAUGUCUCGCAGGCAAACAAGACGCAGCUCAGGAAUGUUGGAUUCUGACAGAGGGUCAAAUGACUCCAUUUCAUCAGACAGCGAUGCAGAUGAAGCUUCUGAAAAGAAUACGAAUGAAGAUUUUUCUCCGACAAAUUCAGAACUUGAAAAAGAUGAAAAACAAAUGGUUGACAAACCUGAUGAUGAAACCCCAAAGAUCUCCCAUGUGUUGAAAGAAAACGACAGGAAUCAAGUCCACCCCUUAGAAGCUUUGAAACUAGAAGUUGAAGAGAGUGAACAGGUAGUUCAGAUUUUUGGAAACAAAAGUGAACAAAUGGAAGAAAUUAAAAAAGAUUUGGAAAAAUCCAAAGGGAAAGGCCGAAGGAGCAGAGCAAGAGACUCUACCCUAGAGAAUGUAAAGAUUGCAGCACUAAAUCAGGAUGAGGCAACGAAUGAACCUCUCACAGAGUCUGAAAGAUUAGAUGUGUCUUCCUUGGACAGUAAAGGUUUAGGCACCACUUCUGUGACUGAAACAGAUCUUUUCACAAAAGAUAAGAGGCUUUUCAAAAGGAAAGGGGGAGAACAGCCAUCGCCUGACAAAAGGGGGCGUCUGGAAAGCGAGUUGGAUGUGCCAAAUAUUGCAUCUGAGGGGAGGGCAAAUAAAUGUCCUGGGACAGAAGAAUGUAAAGGUUUCAGUGCCGACGACUCCCUCAGAAAUGAAAAUGAGGAAAUGCCGUCCUUGGUUGCAGAAUCAGAUCAACGCCUUCACGCUCCGGGAGGUGAGCGCUUCGAAUGUUCUUCUGAGGAAAAUUGUAACACCCCGCUGAAAGACGAAGACGACUCGAUGCCUCAGAUCGGGCCCGAGACUCUCCUUUGCCACGAAGUGGACUUGGACGACGUCGACGAGAAGGAAAAGGGCGGUUUGGAAAACGCGGUGGCGGAAAAGCAAGACCCCAGCACUCCCGCUUCACAUCCGCCUGCCUUGCCGCCUGUUGUCCUGCCAAACUUCUCUGUGGCCUCGCCCUUAGCCCUCAGCCAGGACGAAUCCCGGAGCAUAAAGAGUGAAAGUGACGUAACCAUAGAAGUGGACAGUGUGGCCGAAGAGUCUCAGGAGGGUCUUUGUGAAAGCGAGUCUGCCAACGGGUUUGAAGCUUGUACGACGUCAAGCAAUGGCAGCAUCACAGCCCCGGAAAGGGAGAUCGUAGAGAAGGGUCAAAAAAGGCCCUGCGACAGCAGCAACUCCUCCCUGGCAAAGAAACAAAAGCGUACCCCAAAGCGAGCGAGCACUGUAGCCAAAAGUGAGAAGAAUGGGACAGGACAAAGCAGCGACAGUGAAGAUCUUCCAGCCCUGGACAGCUCAAGCAAAUGUACUCCAGUCAAACACAUCGGCGUGUCCAAGCCCCAGAAGCUCACUCGGUCGCCCGCAAGAAUGAUAUCUCCUAACAUCAAAGAUGGCGAGAAGGACAAGCAGAGGGAGAAGAACCAUCAAAACGUUUCCUCCAGGGUGUACAAAUGGAGCUUCCAGCUCAAUGAAUUGGACAACAUGAACAGCACAGAGAGGAUCUCUUUUUUACAAGAGAAACUGCAGGAAAUCAGAAAAUAUUAUAUGUCUCUGAAGUCAGAAGUGGCCACCAUAGACAGGAGAAGAAAACGGUUGAAAAAGAAAGACCGAGAAGUGUCUCACGCAGGAGCUUCCAUGUCCUCGGCUUCCUCAGACACUGGAAUGAGCCCUUCCUCCUCCUCUCCUCCACAGAACGCGCUUGCUGUCGAAUGCAGGUGAUACCGGACUCCUCUGCCUCAUACAGCAAGGUGCUGUCACGGACAGAAACCCUGAAAUACCAUAGAAAGCACUCAACUGGUUUGACAUUGCCAAGUAUAUUCUGUAUAC
Messenger RNA from Eublepharis macularius, 4330 nucleotides. RefSeq names its product AT-rich interaction domain 4A (gene ARID4A). Gene Ontology annotation, cellular component: nucleus. Lineage: Eukaryota; Metazoa; Chordata; Lepidosauria; Squamata; Eublepharidae. The record is from RefSeq and is a predicted model, not a curated record. Bases 332 to 4222 code for a protein of 1296 amino acids. The transcript has 25 exons. Gene Ontology annotation, molecular function: transcription cis-regulatory region binding. Gene Ontology annotation, biological process: regulation of transcription by RNA polymerase II.